GUGGCACGACCCACCAAUGCCCUCUGAGUCCCGGAAAUCCGCGGCUCCUGCGAGGAUUGGUCGGGUCGCCGCGGGUCCCGCCCGUCGCGCCCCUAGUAGCUGUGCAGGUCCACCUGCCGCUGCGGGCUUCGGGAAACGCCGCGGCAAGGCAGGGCGGAAUCCGGCUGAGGCCGCGACAACGGGGGCAGACAGGGUCGCCGUACCGCAUAGGCCCGGAGCAAUGACCACGCCCAAGGACCUCAGUCGGGGAGAGAGCCAGGGGGCUUCGGAAUUCGCGCCCCAACAACUGCAGCUCCCGGAGCUGAUCCGCAGGAAGCGAGACGGCGGCCGCCUGAGCGAGGAUGACAUCAAGGGCUUCGUGCGCGCGGUGGUGGAGCAGAGCGUGCAGGAAGCGCAGAUUGGGGCCAUGCUGAUGGCCAUCCGACUGCAGGGAAUGGAUCUGGAGGAGACCUUGGCGCUGACCCUGGCCCUGGCCCAGUCCGGGAAGCAGCUGGAGUGGCCAGAGGCCUGGCGCCAGCAGCUGGUGGACAAACACUCCACGGGGGGCGUGGGUGACAAGGUCAGCCUGGUCCUAGCACCUGCUCUGGCUGCCUGUGGCUGCAAGGUGCCCAUGAUCAGCGGACGUGGCCUGGGACACACGGGGGGCACCUUGGACAAGCUGGAAUCGAUUCCCGGAUUCAGGGUCACCCAGGGCCCAGAACAGAUGCGGGGUCUGCUGGAAGGAGCCGGUUGCUGCAUCGUGGGCCAGAGCAAGGAGCUGGUUCCUGCUGAUGGGAUCCUGUAUGCUGUCAGAGAUGUGACGGCCACCGUGGACAGCCUGCCCCUCGUCACAGCCUCCAUCCUCAGUAAGAAGGCAGUGGAGGGACUGUCCACCCUGGUGAUAGAUGUCAAGUUUGGUGAGGCUGCUAUCUUCCCCAGCCAGGAGCAGGCCCGGGAGCUGGCCCGAGCGCUGGUGGGUGUGGGGACCGGUCUGGGGCUCCGGGUGGCCGCGGCACUGACUGCCAUGGACAGCCCCUUGGGCCGCAGCGUGGGCCACAGCUUGGAGGUGGAGGAGGUGUUGCUCUGCCUGGACGGUUCAGGGCCGCCAGACCUGCGAGACCUGGUCACCCGGCUAGGAGGCACGUUGCUCUGGCUCAGUGGACAGGCCAAGGCCCAGGAUGAGGGCGCCGCACGGGUGGCCGCGGCGCUGGACGACGGCUCGGCCCGGGACCGCUUCGAGUGGAUGCUCGCGGGGCAGGGGGUGGACCCGCGCCUGGCCCGGGCCCUGUGCUCCGGAAGCCCCGCGCAGCGCCGGCAGCUGCUGCCCCGCGCCCGGCACCAGGAGGAGCUGCUGGCGCCCGCAGACGGCACCGUGGAGCUCGUGCGGGCACUGCCGCUGGCGCGGGUGCUGCACCAGCUCGGGGCCGGACGCAGCCGCGCGGGGCAGCCGCUCCAACUCGGGGUGGGCGCCGAGCUGCUGGUCGCCGUGGGACAGCGGCUGGGCCGCGGCACGCCCUGGCUCCGCGUGCACCUGGACCAGCCCGCGCUCAGCCCCGCGCAGCACAGGGCCCUGCAGGAGGCGCUCGUGCUCUCGGACCGCGCGCCCUUCGCUGCCCCCUCGCCCUUCGCCGAGCUGGUCCUGCCGCCGCCCGCCGCGGAUCCCCGUCCGUAG
Molecule: messenger RNA, 1651 nt
Organism: Ochotona princeps (American pika)
Lineage: Eukaryota; Metazoa; Chordata; Mammalia; Lagomorpha; Ochotonidae
Gene: TYMP
Product: thymidine phosphorylase
Exons: 10
Coding region: 17-1651 (544 amino acids)
Biological process (GO): pyrimidine nucleoside metabolic process; pyrimidine nucleobase metabolic process
Cellular component (GO): cytosol
Molecular function (GO): pyrimidine-nucleoside phosphorylase activity; 1,4-alpha-oligoglucan phosphorylase activity
Source: RefSeq, a predicted model, not a curated record